AUUAGUUUUAAGGAAAGCUGCAAUUUGAUACAAAGUUGGUAAUUUUUAUGCAAUUAACAUAACGACAUGCACCACCACCUGCGUACUUCAACGAUUACCUAAAAGAAACAGCCGUCAGCGAGGGAUGUGAUGUGCCAUUAACUCCCCGGGCCGACGAACAGCGACUUAACCAGCGGGGCAGCAGGCCGCAUUGAACCUCACGUCCGGUCAACCACCGUUUUUUCGCCCCAAUUUGAUUUCCUGGUUCGCAUCUUUAUCCCUGCACCCGAAACUUUAUUGGAUUUCGCGUUUGAUUUUUUCGCUGCAAGUUGUGCGCGCCUGCAUUUUGAGGAUUUUUUUAUGCGUGAAAUGACUUUGAUUAGCUGAUCGUUUGCCGGGGUUCGGCGUAUUAUUACAAUUGGAAGUUUUAGUUAGCUAGAGGUAGAUCGGAGUUCGAAAUGGAGUCCUUAAUUCAGCUGUGCGAUUUGAUCGCUGACAACCCGACUCAAUUCCAAGAGAAACUGAUGUGGAUGUGUGGCCGAUGUCCACCGGCGGAGGUAAUGCUUGCGGGGUCUCCUCGGGUUUCGAGGACACAGUUGAAUGCGGUCCUCGCGGUGGCUCGAUUCCUCUCAAGGUGCUCCAACGUCGUUGACAAAUUGCCCAGGUCACUCAUUAUUGCUUUUUAUCGCUCUAUUUGUUCUUCUUUCGACCCAUCGUUUUGGCCUCAGUCGUUUGGGAUCGACUCGAUUGCAUUAUUCUUUCAUGAUUUUCUGAGAUAUGUCUCAAAAGCAUCAGAUCUAUGCCCGGAAUUUGCCACAUAUAUCUCAGGGUUCACGGCUGAAAUUGUGAUAUCUGCAAUAGGCAAUGUAACUGGAGAUAUCAGGAUAUGCAAGGUGUUCUUGAAUGCCAUAUCUUUAAAUUUCCCUCCACUUGAUCCUCCUGAUGCGGAUAGGCUAAUUUUCUCCCUUCUUGAUCGGUUUGAGGUUUCCAUUCCAUGCUCUUCUCAAGAACUCAUUUCGAACACCUCAGCAGCAACCUCUGCUCAGAGCUCACCACUGAGUUUGGGCCAUGAUAGGUUGAGUCCUGGAAAUGAUAUCAGCAAUGUCUCUGGAUCAUCCGCUUGUUUAGUUUCCAGACUUGCCGAUGACCCCAUCAGCUCGCAGUCACCUAAGAGUAUCAUGGUAAAUGGAAGCAAUGGUCCUUGGAGGACCAAUGUGGACUUACUGGCAGCAAAUAUGGUCUAUAGUGAUAGUGGAGGAGGCAGUGUUUCGUACAAUCGAGCUAUUGCUGCUUUUGAGGAGGAGCCCUUAGAUAGCCUUGAGAAGAGGGAAAUAGCUUUCAAAUUGAUAGGACACAUAUUGGACAAAGUAUCAGUUGAUGCCAAACUUUUGGAGCAAGUUAGAAGCAUUGCUAGGGAGCAACUACAGUCAAUGGUGGCGUUUCUCAAGGUAAGGAAACAUGACUGGGCAGAACAGGGUCAAUCUCUGAAAGUUAGGAUCAACAGAAAGCUUUCAGCGUACCAAGCAGCUUCUAAGUUACAGAUUAAAACCUUUGUGACUAUAGAUUCUGAUGUGAAAUCAUCAAAGCGGUUGCUGCAUGAGGCUCUUAAAUUAUUGAUUGAGGCUGCUGAGGCGUGUUUGUUCUCACUGUGGCGAAAGUUAAAAGCUUGCGAAGAUCUGUUUGGCGCAUUGCUAGCUGGAAUUUCACAAGCUGCUACUGCUCGUGGUGGUCAGCUACUACGUGUUUCACUAAUCUGGUUUAAACCUCUUGUCCUAGCUGCAUGUGAUCAGGCUGACACCUGGUCCAGCAGUCGAGGGGCCAUGUUCGAAAGCCUCUUGAAAACUAGCUCUGAGAUAAUUGAAUUUGGAUUGAAAGCAGACCGAUCUCCAGUGGACACUUUUAUUAUGGGAUUGGCUACAAGUAUUCGGGAAAGAGAUGAUUACAGGGAAGAGCAAGAAAGGGAGAAAUGUGCAGCUUCUGCUAGUCAAUUGAAUGUUAUACGGCUGCUGGCUGACCUGAAUGUCAAAGUUAACAGGCCUGAAGUGGUUGACAUGAUACUUCCAUUGUUUAUUGAAAGCUUAGAAGAGGGUGAUGCUUCCGUUCCUGGAAGACUAAGGCUACGGCUUCUUGAUGCUGUUUCUCAUCUGGCGAGUUUAGGCUUCGAGAAAACCUAUCGUGAAGCUAUUGUUCUACUGAUACAGAGCUAUGUGAGCAAACUUACUAAUAUUGGAUCAGCUGAAAGUAGAACUUUGGCUCCAGAAGCUACCACAGAACGUGUUGAGACAAUUCCUGCAGGAUUUCUUCUGAUUGCCAGUAGACUAGUCAACCCUAAGUUGCGAUCAGAUUACCGUCACCGGCUGUUGUCAUUGUGUUCAGAAGUGGGCUUGGCCGCUGAGGCAAAAAGUGGAAGGAGUGGUGCAGAUUUUCUUGGGCCUCUACUUCCUGCUGUUGCUGAGAUAUGCUCAGAUUUUGAUCCGAGUGUAGAUAUUGAACCCGCAAUUCUCAAGCUAUUUAGAAAUUUAUGGUUUUAUGUUGCUCUCUUUGGGUUAGCUCCACCAAUACAGAAAAAUCAAGGUAUACCAAAGCCUGUUUCCACUAUUCUAAACAGCGUAGGCAGCAUGGGAACAAUUGCACUCCAAGCAGUCAGUGGGCCUUAUAUGUGGGAUUCUCAGUGGUCUUCUGCUAUCCUGCGCAUCUCCCAGGGGACCCCACCCCUUGUUGUGAGCUCUGUCAAAUGGCUUGAAGAUGAAUUGGAACUUAAUGCUCUUCAUAACCCAGGUAGCCGAAGGGGGAGUGGAAAUGAAAAAGCUGCUGCAAAUCAGAGGACUGCCCUUUCUGCUGCUUUGGGAGGACACUUGGAGGCUUCAGCAAUGAGCACCAUUUCAGGCGUGAAGACAACGUAUCUACUCGCGGUAGCAUUUUUAGAGAUCAUACGGUUUAGUAGCAAUGGUGGUAUCCUGAAUGCUGGCCAUGGUUCUACUGCUUCUCGGAGUGCUUUCAAUUGUGUCUUUGAAUACUUGAAAAGCCCUAAUCUUAUGCCAUCAGUUUCUCAGUGCUUAACAGCAAUUAUCUACCGGGCCUUUGAGACAGUAUUAGACUGGCUGGAUGACCGAAGAUCGGAGACUGGGAAGGUUGCUGAGACUAGAGAGUCUACCUUGUCUGUCCAUGCUUGUUUUUUAAUAAAAAACUUAUCUCAGAGGGAUGAACAUGUUCGAAAUAUCUCGGUUAAUUUACUGAAUCAACUUAAGGAUCGAUACCCUCAGAUUUUAUGGAACUCUUCUUGUUUGGAUUUGCUGCUAUGUUCUGUACAAAAUGAACCUUCUUCAACUCUUGUAAGUGAUCCUGCUUGGGUUGCUACUGUCCGUUCUUUGUACCAGAAGACUGUUCGGGAAUGGAUAGUUGUGUCACUAUCAUAUGCUCCAUGCACCACUCAGGGCCUUCUUCAGGAAAAGCUCUGCAAAGGGAACACUUGGCAAAAAACACAUCCAACUAAAGAUGUUGUUUCUCUUCUAUCUGAGAUUAAGAUUGGUACUGGUAAGGACAACUGUUGUACUGGCACAAAAACUGCAAAUAUUCCUGCUGUCAUGGCUUCGGCUGCUGCAGCAUCUGGUGGAAAUUUAACACUGACAGAGGCAUUUAAUUUGGAGGUGCUAAGUACUGGAAUUGUUAGUGCUACUGUGAAAUCUAACUAUGCUGGGGAGAUUGCUGGAAUGCGAAGGAUAUAUGAGGGCAUUGGCGGGCUUGGUUCUAAUUUCCUAACAAUGGGAAAUGGGUGCAAUCUUGAUCCCCCAACCCCUGGAUCUAUAGCCACCUUUCAAGACUCUCAGACCAAAAGUGUUUCUUUUCGUGAGUUAUUACUUGUGAGGUUUGUUCACCUACUUCAGAAGUUCGUUAACAUAGCAGAGACAGGUGCUGAGGUAGAUAAAUCAUCAUUUCGUGAAACAUGUUCUCAAGCUUCUGCUUUACUUCUUUCAGACAUGGGUUCAGAUUCAAAGUCUGUUGAGAGCAUUACAAAGCUUCUACGUCUUCUGUGCUGGUGCCCAGCUUACAUUUUAACACCUGAUGCAAUGGAGACAGGUAUAUUUAUCUGGACAUGGUUGGUUUCAGCAGCUCCUCACCUGGGGCCGCUUAUCCUCUCUGAACUUGUUGAUGCAUGGUUGUGGACGGUUGACACUAAACGGGGUCUUUUUGCAUCCGAGUCACGGUAUUCUGGACCUGCUGCUAAGUUAAGGCCUCACCUGUCUCCCGGGGAGCCAGAAUUACCUCCAGAGAAGGAUCCUGUUGAACAGAUAAUGGCCCAUAGACUAUGGAUUGGAUUUUUUGUUGAUCGCUUUGAGGUGGUGCGACAUAAUAGUACUGAACAGCUUUUACUAUUAGGUCGAUUGCUACAAGGAACCACAAAACUCUCUUGUAACUUUUGUCACCACCCUGCUGCUUCUGGAACCUUCUUCACUCUCAUGCUUUUAGGGAUAAAGUUUUGCUCUUGCAAGUCACGGGGUAGUCUACAAAACUUUGCGCCGGGGCUUCAGUUACUGGAAGAUAGGAUUUACAGGGUUGCGUUGAACUGGUUUUCCCACCUACCUGAAUGGUAUGACAUGGGUAAUAACAAUUUUGCAUUGAGCGAGGCUCACUCAGUUUUUGCGUUUGUCAAUCAUCUUUUGAAUGAACCAGUGGAUGCUCAGCUUGUUAGGAAGGGACAAGGAUCAGAAAAUGGAAGCUCUUUUAAUAAUGUGAAAGAUCACUGUCACCCUAUUUGGGGUCAGAUAGAAAACUACACUGUUGGAAGAGAGAAGCGGAAACAGUUACUUUUGAUGUUAUGCCAGCAUGAGACCGACAGACUUGAUGUUUGGGCACAACCCAUUGUUACCAAGGAAAGCGUUUCACGGCCUAAAGUUAGCACAGAUAAAUUGGUUGAGUAUGCUAAGACCGCCUUCUCUGUUGAUCCCCGGAUAGCUUUAUCACUUGCAUCAAGAUUCCCCACAAAUAAUGCUCUAAAAAGUGAAGUGGCUCAGUUGGUUCAGUUGCACAUACUAGAAAUUCGCAACAUACCAGAAGCUUUGCCAUACUUUGUCACUCCUAAGGCCGUUGAUGAAAAUUCAUCACUUUUGCAACAAUUGCCACACUGGGCUGCUUGUUCAAUCACAAUGGCUUUGGAGUUCCUUUCACCACCAUACAAGGGCCAUCCUCGGGUGAUGGCUUAUGUUCUAAGGGUGUUGGAAUCUUAUCCUCCUGAUCGUGUGACUUUCUUCAUGCCUCAACUGGUGCAGGCUUUAAGAUAUGAUGAAGAGAGAUUGGUAGAAGGAUACUUACUUAGAGCUGCACAUCGAAGUGACGUGUUUGCUCAUAUUCUGAUAUGGCAUUUACAGGGAGAGAAAUGCACACCAGAAUCUGUGAAAGAUGCUUCUGCAAAGAACAACACGUUUCAGGCACUGUUGCCGGCAGUUAGGCAGCAUAUAAUUGACAGUUUCAGUCCUAAUGCACUUGAUGUCUUUCAAAGAGAAUUUGAUUUCUUUGACAAGGUCACAUCUAUAUCCGGUGUUCUGUAUCCACUUCCAAAGGAGGAAAGAAGAGCUGGAAUUCGAAGGGAAUUAGAGAAAAUUCAGGUGCAAGGGAAUGACCUCUAUCUACCUACUGCUCCGACUAAACUUGUCAGAGGUAUUCAAGUUGACAGUGGAAUCCCUUUACAAUCAGCAGCAAAGGUUCCUAUCAUGAUAACAUUUAACGUGGUGGAUCGAGAUGGGAGUGAAAAUGAUAUAAAGGCCCAGGCAUGCAUAUUCAAGGUUGGAGAUGAUUGUCGGCAAGAUGUUCUUGCUCUACAAGUCAUUUCUCUUCUCAAGGAUAUAUUUGAAGCUGCUGGGCUUAAUCUCUAUCUGUUUCCUUAUGGAGUUCUCCCAACGGGCCCAGAGAGAGGAAUAAUUGAGGUUGUACCUAACACGAGGAGCCGAAGUCAAAUGGGAGAGACAAAUGAUGGGGGAUUGUAUGAGAUUUUUCAACAGGAUUAUGGACCAGUUGGUUCUCCUGGUUUUGAAGCUGCUCGAAAGAACUUCAUCAUUAGUUGUGCUGGCUAUGCUGUUGCUAGCCUUUUGCUUCAACCAAAGGAUAGACAUAAUGGGAACCUUUUAUUUGACAAUGUUGGGAGGUUAGUGCAUAUCGAUUUUGGUUUUAUCUUGGAGACUUCACCUGCUAGAAAUAUGGGAUUUGAAAGCGCUCACUUCAAGCUAAGUCAUGAGAUGACUCAACUAAUUGAUCCAUCUGGAUCGAUGAAAAGUGACUCGUGGUAUCAAUUUGUAAGCUUGUGUGUGAAGGGGUACCUGGCUGCACGCCGCUACACGGAUGAGAUAAUAAAUACAGUGUUAUUGAUGAUAGACAGUGGACUGCCUUGCUUCAGUAGGGGGGACCCGAUAGGGAAUCUUCGCAAGAGAUUCCAUCCUGAAAUGAGUGAACGGGAAGCAGCCAUCUUUAUGAUUAGGACGUGCACCGAUGCAUAUAACAAUUGGAGUACUGCUGGGUAUGAUUUGAUACAGUAUAUUCAGCAGGGCAUUGAGAAAUGAUUGAUUUAUUUACAUAUAGGAUGAUCAAUCCUUAUGAUGAAGCCCCCUUUGGGGGUCUUCUUCCCUUGAUGUAAAUUUUGACCAAUUGUAAGUCAUCACAAACAUAUAGCUGUUUAUAUAAUACGGAGUAUAUAAUGUAUCACGUAGGACCCCCCUUUCUUUCAUUUUCCCUGUUUCUUUUUUUUUUAUCCCAAAAAUUUCAGUGUUUAGAGGUAGAUUUACACUUUUCUGUAUUCGUUGAUGCUUGGGUUGUAGACAUGUAACUUAUACAGGAAAUUAUGAGUUGUGAUUAUGUAGUUCAAUUUUUUUUUCACAGUUAGAGGGUGGUCAGUGGACAACUAAAUUUAUAUGGGAUAAUUAAUUGUACCUUGUAACUUACGAAUCUUGUCGCAG
Messenger RNA from Cuscuta europaea, 6923 nucleotides. The record is from the annotation of a GenBank genome assembly. NCBI's taxonomy places the organism in Eukaryota, Viridiplantae, Streptophyta, Magnoliopsida, Solanales, Convolvulaceae.